Messenger RNA from Lytechinus pictus (painted urchin), 1218 nucleotides. RefSeq lists its product as uncharacterized. The transcript has 2 exons. Bases 1 to 1218 code for a protein of 405 amino acids. Gene Ontology annotation, molecular function: catalytic activity. Lineage: Eukaryota; Metazoa; Echinodermata; Echinoidea; Temnopleuroida; Toxopneustidae. The record is from RefSeq and is a predicted model, not a curated record.
AUGGCCAAGGAAUCUUUGGUUAUCAUUCAAAAGGGGAGUGCUGCGCCUUCGGACACUGUGGAGGUCAAGGAGGAGGUGAAGCCCCCGAAGGAUUCCUACAACCAAAUACAGAUAGAAGUCGAAGCCAUGUCACCCGUGUUACGUGACCCGGUCCAGCCCGAGCAGGACAUCUUUUCACAGCUAAAACAUGUAAAAGGUAUAAAAAUAGGUCACCUAAACUGCAAUUCCCUCCGUAACAAGCUCGAUGAGCUGAAACUCCUUCUGCUUUGUCGGGCAAUAUUUGAUGUGAUGACCCUGAGCGAAACCUGGUUUGGUGAAAACGACGCAAACGAAAGUUUCAACGUUCCUGGAUACACAAUUAUGUCAAGGAAGGAUGGGGCUCCUAAGUUUACCGGUAGGCCACGCGGUGGUGUUUUGAUAUAUGUGAAAGACAGUCUUUCAAGAUUGGUCAGAGAGUGUGACACCAAGAUGGAGGAAGGAUUAGAGGCAUGCUGCAUCGAUAUCCAGCUUGGCGGGAGUAAUGAUGUAGGGCAAGGUUCAGACCAAAUCAACAUGUGCUUGAAGAAGAAUAUUCUGAGAAUCAUUACUGUGUACGUGCCACCAGGAACGAGGGGUCAGGUUUCCCUCUUGAAAAAACUGCAAAGCAGUUUGAAUAGUUUGAAGGCAACAGAUAGUUGCAAGUCUACAGAUUGUUGCUGUAAAACAAACUAUGUGAUACUAGGUGAUUUAAACUGCGAUAGAAAAACUCUUUCGUCGUGCAAAUCCAUGAAAUCUGUGAAAGGGAAGAAACUACAAACGCUCGAUGAAAUUGAAAACAGCCACCAUUUGUCACAAAUGAUUAAACAUCCUACACGGGUUCAAUGCAAGAAGAAGAGAGGUCAGCCCACAUAUUAUGAGAGGACAGAAUCGUUGAUCGAUUUUGUCCUCUCAGAUAUACUUGCUGUCUCAUCGGGAGUAAUACAUAGUGCUAUAAGUGACCACUAUAUGGUUUACUGUGCCUAUGAACCUGAUAAGAAAGAUCUCUUCAAGUCAACACCGUUGCUAACAUUUGAGGAGUUUUCUCAACUUACCAAGAGUGACAUUGACGAAGAAGUAUAUGGAAUGAUUCUUGCCCGUGACAUUGCCAAGGAAAGGGGUGUUUGGGAUGCGUGCAAAGAGUGGAAAAAGGCCAUCAAAAGAGCAAUGAAUGAAAACAAAAAAGAACGGAAGCAAAAAUAA